GUUGGUAAACCGCUUGCAUCGCGUACAUAGUGCAUGAAGCUUCUUCCGCGGCACAGACCUUCGCAAGCCUCCGCAAGUACCACCGGCUUAGUACCACCAAGGACGCGGCCGCGAACAACCUCAAGAAAAUUGACGGAGCCGCGGAAAUUGAUCGACUAUUUUGGUCUGCAGUUCCGACAAAUUUCAUAAUGCGCGUCUUUAUUUUCGUUGCAAUUCUGUGCGCGGUUCACGUCGAGUCGCAGUUUUGGAAAUACCCCCAGCAACUGAUUUCGACCUGGCUGCGCCAGGGCAAAACCGGAAGUGAUAAAGUGACGACGAUUUCGCCGGCCACCGUGGCCAAAAUCACGACCAAACCUUCGGUCACCACCAAGGGAGUGCCCCUCAAAAGCGACAGCAAGAGGCCCACCAAGGCCAAAACCACGAUGGGGGUUACCACGGUGAAGACCACGAUGGUACCGGUGACAACCACGAAACACAACGGGACUGUCACUACCAGGAAAAUUAUUUCGACGUCCAGCGCUGCUACCGAGACUAGCACUAUCGUCGAAACUACCACCCAUGAAGUUACAGCUACGACGGAAGAACCAAGAGAAAAUCAAAGAACGCACGAUUUUUAUCUCAGCAAAAGGGAAAAGCCGCAAGUUAAAAUCGCCUCCAAUAUCAGCCAGAAUCUGUUACCCUUGCCUGCUGGAGCCAGUGCAGCUCUAGUCAAACCGACGAAAUACCAUUACUAUCCACACAAUCAACACAUAUAUCUCCUUCCAGAAUGCGCUAUUCAACAAGUGUGUAACGCCGUUUAUGUUAGAUUGAACUGGACGCAGCCUCUUUGUGCUUGUCCUUCGAGGUAUCGUGAUCCCUGCUCGGCAUCGCUCAAUUCCGAUGAUCAACACACGACUGAACUGAUGAUUGACAGGAAGUCUAGGCGUGCAUUGACUUUAGUGAAGACUUGCGAACCAACCUCGGAUAUGCGAAUAUGUCGCUCGCCCCGAGAUUGGUCACUCUUAGCCCUCCAGAACAUCCGAACCGGGAAAUCGCACUAUCUUGUCAUUUGUAGAUGUCCUGAAGUUAGUAUAUUGGAGGGACCGAUGUCGCAUGACCAGCCGACUUAUGCCAGCGUCCCUGGUAUCAGAGUCUACGGCAUGAUGUGCGUUGACGGCAAACGUCGUGGACGACCUUUAAGGUCCUCCCGGUCAGUUGAAACUCCUCCGUUCCCGUGGGAUAAAGCAGAAGAAUUAGCAAAAACAGCAUUGUGGGAUUAAUAAAUAGCAUAAUUGUGAUCUAGCAAUUUUCCCCGAGAUUUUCUUACAUUUAUUGUAGAUCUUAGUGUUUGUUGUGUUCUUAGCUAAAGACUCUUAAAUAAUGCGAAUUAAUUUUAGUCUUAUUCGCCAUGUUUAAAACAGCAGUAGUCGGAAUUUUAAUCCGAUAGCAUUAAAAUUGACGACUACUCUUUACUUAGAACCCUAUUUUGAAAGAAACAUUUUCAAAAUAUGGUUCCGUUUGUGUAAUUUUUUUAAACAUGGCUAGAUGGGUUAAUACACUACUAACUUUGGGGUGGACGGUUUAAACAAUUAUUUAUUUAAGUUAUUUUUAAUUUAUUUAUACUUUCCUGCUUUUUAUUUAUAUUUUUGUAUAUAUGACGCGACAAUAAAGAGAAAACUCAGA
Tribolium madens (black flour beetle) is the source of this 1662-nucleotide messenger RNA. RefSeq lists its product as uncharacterized. NCBI's taxonomy places the organism in Eukaryota, Metazoa, Arthropoda, Insecta, Coleoptera, Tenebrionidae. The transcript is spliced from 5 exons. The record is from RefSeq and is a predicted model, not a curated record. The coding region runs from base 189 to 1259 and encodes 356 amino acids.